Phytophthora infestans T30-4 is the source of this 4116-nucleotide messenger RNA. RefSeq lists its product as uncharacterized. The record is from RefSeq and is a predicted model, not a curated record. The transcript has a single exon. NCBI's taxonomy places the organism in Eukaryota, Oomycota, Peronosporomycetes, Peronosporales, Peronosporaceae. The coding region runs from base 1 to 4116 and encodes 1371 amino acids. Gene Ontology annotation, molecular function: protein binding.
AUGUCAUUGUUUCCGGCGGGCAAGUACGCGCGGUACAAGCGCGCCACAGCCUUCUUCCUCGACUGGCUGCUGCGUGCACGCGGUGGAGGCCGGCAUGCUGGCCAACGUGUGCAGCUGGAGGCGCUCAACGACGUGGUGAAGGAGAUCGCGGCAGAUCCGUCGACACUCACGCCAAAGCUUCUACAGCAACUGCCCAAAGCCCUUGCUGCAUGCCAAUACGCCAUUACACUGCGUGAGCAUGUGGCUUCAUUCUUCCCUGAAGAUGAUGAGGGUCAAGUGGGCCACCAGUAUUUCCUGGGGUUGCUGCAGAGUUGGCAUCGCACGCUUCGAGGAGUGGAAGUGGAGACAUUCCCAGAACUCGAUGACUUGCAAUUGGAAAACUCCAAACUUGAGAAUUACUAUGAAGUGUUGCAAGUGGAUGAGGACUAUUUCCCAGACGAGUCAUCCUUUGUACCUGAGAAAGACGCUCCAAAGAGUGCCAAGGUGGACAGAGAGCGUCUUUUUGAAGAGGCUUUCGCGGACGAGCUGAGGAUGGAGUUGGUGUACUUGUUCAUGGAGCUGGACGAACUGCUGGAAGGUGUAUACAAGGUAUACAGUGAAGUGAAACAGGAGAAGCGGUCAUUGGUGGAGGCGACGGUAGUAGUGAAGCUGGCGAUGGACACAGCCAGCGCACUGACAGCGAGACUCCAGCUACGGUACCCAUCGCUCCGGUCAGCAAAGGAUAUGUUCAAUAUCGUGAGAAACAGCUCACUAAAGAGCUUUAGACAGAAGAUUCUGCAGCUCCACGAGCGUAUCAUGAGCGAGGUCAGUGACUCGUACCAGCAUCGCGAUGGAACAAUCAAGUACGUGCCGGGAACAUUUUUAAUUGACCUGCUGGGUGUGGGUACGACGUUGGACGCGUUCAUAGCGUAUAUCCCGGUCGGUGCUACCCACUCGAUCUUCUUCCCGCCCGGAGUGUUUGGAGAUGCGUAUGGCGAGGACCGAACGCCACUUUAUGUCUUGACUCCAGACACCAACAACGACAAAGUUUUUCUCAUGCAACAGUUGCCACUGCUGUAUAACGCUCUCGCUGAUAGAAAUGUGGCUGUACGGCUGGGACGCGACUUGGCUCCGUUGGGCCCGUUCAUGGCGAUCAUGGAUACGUUCUUCAAGACGCGAGAGGUGACACUCCCAGUGGCGUUUGCGUGCAUCUGUUGGAUGAAAUCUGUGGCUGCUUUGCAAGGACGUCGAGGUCUCGGUCGCACCGUCAGUCUCACGUUCCAGCACUCGAAGGACUUGCAGAAGCGGAUCGAAGAGGCAGUGGAAAACAGGAAGGCGUUGCUAGCCUACAACAAAGCUAAUAGUCUUCUGGAGCGCUGCACUGGAGAGAUCAAACACUUUGUGCCGCUUUACCACAUUGCGCGUGCGAACCCUCUGUUCGCGGGUCUUACGGCGCUAAAUCAUCAGUUCCAGUACUUACACAUCGCGAACGAAGUCCUGUUUGCCACGUCGAAGCUCCGCGCAUUCGGUCAUUUGUACAACGCGCUGGUGCAGGAAGGACAUCUGGAGCGUAUCCCUUUUUUCGACGAUGUGUACGAUGUAUACGGUCAAGAAGUCUUUGCUCCUUCUCGAGCUGCGGCGACACACGGUGCUUACUAUCGUACGUAUCUGAUUAGCUCGAAUCUACGCGUUAAUCUGAUCGAAGCAGUGUAUCGCGGCGAGGAGCUGCCUGCCCCGAGUGAAGCUUAUAAGAAAAAGAAGGCGUUCCACUUGAGUGAUGUCUCGGAGAUAUUCCGACUGAGUAGGCUGAACGACAAGUCCAUUUUGAAGGGUGGAUCAUGGAAGGAUAUGCUGGAAGACGUAGCAAACCUUUGCUCGAGAGAAUUAUUUGAGACGCGCGUGCUGUCUCGUGAUUUACUGAAGCUGAACGAAGAUCUCACAGAUCUGUUUCCCGAUUUGGUCCGAGUGCUGGGGCAGCAGGAUUGCUUCAGUAACAUCAUGGACAACUCGGUAGCUGGGGAGUCUCGUCAGCAGAGAUUAAGUCGGGCUUUGGAAGAAUCGGUGAUGAGGAAGGCGAUGCCGCUGCUGGACGCCUUGCAGUCAGACGGGUCGAUUGAUAUCAGCGCAAUACCAGGUGCAAUGUCUGCUACAGUGGCUAUGGAUGCCUUGCUUGGGAAGGAGCUGUGCAGUGAGAUUGCUGCUGUGAUCAACGCUAAAUUCUCGACUACGUCUGAAGUCUGUGAACAGAUAUACUUUACGUAUCCAGCUCAGCCAGACUUUGUCACCCAGGAGUAUGGAGGUCCAGACCCAGACACGAGGAGAGAGGAUUACGAGCAAGUGUUUGAAGAUUUGAUGAAGCUGCUGCGAGAAAGCGAUGGUCCACUAAGUGCAAGCGAUCUGAGCUACUUAAAGGCAGAGCUCAAGAAGGAUCCGAACUUAUUGGGAUUGAUCUCGAGUGAUCCAGACCCACACGAUGCUACAAAGUAUCGCGAACUCUGUAGCCUGCUUCACGAAGCCGCUGCUGGCUCUGCACACGACGCGGAUCUGGUCGACUGGAUGAUUCAAAUGGGAGCUCUCAUCAUUCAGCCAACGCUGCACUGCCGGGAGGAGCCUCAGCUAAAGGAUUUGAAAACCCCUCGCUGGAUGUACCCCAACACAAUGGCUGUUCACAACGCUGCAAUAGCGGGCCAUGAAGACAUCGUUCGCGUUAUCCUCGGAGCAGACAACAUGAUGGAUUUGAAUAUUCCCACCUUUCACACGAAGGAAACGCUUGCGCAUUUGGCUGUCAAGAACGGCCACAAGGAUCUGUUUAACAUCUUACGGGCAUUUGGAGCCGAUCUUCGGAUCAAAGACGGCAAAGGACAAAGUGUGAGUGAUGUAGCCCCCGAUAGGGAGUGGGCGCGCGAGAUUGCUGCACUCACAGCCGAAUAUUUCGCAAAGAUUCCUGGCGAGGCGAGAAGAAGCGAUGCCAUUUUGCCUCCGCAGAUUACUCCUCGCACAGUACACAGAUCGACGCUAGCUGCAGAACACGUGGGCUCCCGUGAAACCACCAACACGAGGGCAAAGAGCAGCAAAAAGAAGGGCAAAAACAGCAAGAGAUGCCCCCCAAAAGAAGAAUCAAUGAUUGCUGCUGCGGCAGUAGCGGGUGACGGCGUGAUCGACACAAAGCGGGUGCUGAUGCGUUUGAUGCAAUCGGCUGGCUGUGAGAUUAGCGAGAGCAUGGAGUCGGAGAGCGUGACAGUCCUGGGAGACAAGUUCAGAAAACUCGCUGCGUCGAUUGUCACUCGACUGAGAGAUCCUAGCAUUUCUUCCGAUGACAAGACAGACGACGUCCGCAACGCUUGUGAGCUGAUUAAGGAUCUGGAACACCUUGUAGGCUCCUAUUCAGAGCCCAGCACUCUAAACUCUGCCCGCUUUCACAUCCGAGUCGUCAUGUGCUCCGAGGCUGUGUACUGCAUUCACUUGAUGCAGAAGCUGAGUCGAGUUGACCACGCUGCAACUGCUCUCGCUCCUGUACUAGAUCUCUGCGAUACGACCUCAGCCUAUGCAGAUUUUGUGAUCGGUACAGCCAAACUCUGCGUCUCGGUUGACAGAAAACCACAAGCUCGUGAAAUUAUGGAUGUACUGGAGAAGCGUCUGCUGAAGAUUCCACUCGCUGAGCGCGAACCAUCGGAGUUCCGAGAGCUCGUACAGACGUACUCGACUGCUCGCGACUCAAUGUGCUUGGGGCAGGCGUCGAGUCCUAAAACUUUUAGUCGUUUGGAAUGGUACUUGACCGACAAUGUGGAAGAUUACGAACAGCAGUUGGUUCUGGAUGGGAUGGUAGGUCGCCCGUUCUACUUCGAAUGCAGGCUGACCGCCGAAUCAAGCAAACUGGACGUUGCUCGUCUGAUGAUUGGUAUUAGUAUCAUUCCGGAUCUCGGAGACGUUGUGGUCUUGCUUACUGAGAUGCGUGUCAUCUAUGGCGGCACAAGUAAAGCUGAUGUGGCAAAUGUUCGCGACAUGGUAUUCCAGGUGGCCGAGAUAGCAAAAGUUCACUUUGACGAGCAGAGCUUGAAGCUUUGUGCGACUUCUGCCCACGUCGGAGAUUUCGUAUUUUCGAAUAAUGGGGUCGUCCGGAAAGCACCAGCGGCAUGA